Molecule: messenger RNA, 508 nt
Organism: Xyrauchen texanus (razorback sucker)
Lineage: Eukaryota; Metazoa; Chordata; Actinopteri; Cypriniformes; Catostomidae
Product: neuroglobin
Exons: 4
Coding region: 24-506 (160 amino acids)
Molecular function (GO): heme binding; oxygen binding
Source: RefSeq, a predicted model, not a curated record
GAUUUCAGCAUUGACUGAGGGUCAUGAUGGAGAAAAUCUCUGAAAAAGAUACAGGUCUGAUCCGGGACAGCUGGGAGAGCCUGGGGAAGAACAAGGUGCCACAUGGAAUUGUUAUGUUUACGAGGUUAUUUGAGCUGGACCCAACACUGCUUACCCUCUUCAGCUACAGCACAAACUGUGGGGAUGCACCUGAAUGCCUAUCCAGUCCUGAGUUUCUUGAGCAUGUCACAAAGGUGAUGUUGGUGAUUGAUGCAGCUGUGAGCCAUCUUGAUGACCUAAACACAUUGGAGGACUUCUUGUUGAACCUAGGCCGAAAGCACCAGGCAGUUGGGGUCAACACCCAGUCCUUUGCUUUGGUUGGAGAGUCUCUACUUUAUAUGCUUCAGUGCAGCUUGGGUCCAGCAUACACGGCACCACUGCGUCAGGCCUGGCUCAAUAUGUACAGCAUCGUGGUAUCAGCCAUGACCAGAGGCUGGGCCAAGAAUGGAGAACAUAAGUCCAACUGAGA